Molecule: messenger RNA, 219 nt
Organism: Daldinia childiae
Lineage: Eukaryota; Fungi; Ascomycota; Sordariomycetes; Xylariales; Hypoxylaceae
Product: DASH complex subunit dad4
Exons: 4
Coding region: 1-219 (72 amino acids)
Biological process (GO): attachment of spindle microtubules to kinetochore
Cellular component (GO): DASH complex; mitotic spindle
Source: RefSeq, a predicted model, not a curated record
AUGGAGAGCCCUCACGAGCAUCAGCAGAAUCUUCUGCUAUCCCGUAUCAUCACCAACGUUGAGAAACUCAACGAGUCUAUCGUUGUCAUGAACAAGAGCCUUCAGGAGAUCAACAUUCAGAACAUGAACAUUGAGCUCGUCGCUCAGAUGUUCAAGAACUACCAGUCCAACGUGCUCUUCCAUCUAGAAGCUACGGACAAUCUGAAAGAGCCUUCAUGA